AUGAUUGCAAAGCAGGCAUCUCUGGUUCGCGGCUCAUCCAUGGCCACCGUGGCCUCUGGCUCUUCCUCAAGAUGGAUGCGAUAUCCAACAACGUCGACAGCAGCAUGGUCCUCUUCCAACGCUUUACGGCGUGCACCAGCUGCAUCCAGCCUCUCGUUCAGCACAAAGGGUCCCCGCAGUCAGGCGAGCCCAGCUGCUGAGCCACAAGGAGAUCAUCACGAGCAACACGCACCUUCUACCUCUGCGGCUCCAAUAGCAUCGCAACAGCAUGUCUCCAGCACUUCACAUCCUUCACAAGCUUCGGAUCCAUCAGCAGCAUCCUCUUCCUCGGCAUCUUCACAACGCAGCAACCAUCUGACCAGAUUCAUGCCCUACGCAUUUGCGACCGGCUCGCCACUGACGCGCUUGCCAACUCCAUUACCCCCCGAUGUAGCUGAGCGCUCCGCUGUUCUUCGUAAACAGCUUUCACCAAAGGGCUCAGGUGGCAGACCCAUCUCUGUUACCAAGCCAGCACUUCUUGACUCGACCAUGUCCGGCCUCUCCUUCGGAGACCUUUCCGGCCUCACCAUGAGCAGCAACGACGAGAUCUUCUAUCCAGCAUCCAAAGCCGUCGAGUUCAUCAGCAUCCUCAAAGCUUGUCUCGGAACCGGUCUGAUCAGUCGUGCCCACAAGGUUUUCACCGGCCUCCGCAGUCAAGCUGCUGCCCGCUCGCGCGAGCUCUGGGAGCUUCGUCGGCGCCUAGCCCAGGGCAUCAUCGACCAGCACGACUGGCAGCAAGAUCUCGGCGAGCUCGACGAGUACCAGUCGCCCAUCGAGGUCUGGACCUACAACUCGAUGCUUCAGGCCUACUUCCGCAAGUCGUAUCAAGCCGAGUCCCUCGACGGCACUGCCGAAUGGCUCAACCGUGCUUGGCAGCUCUUCCGUGACAUGGAAAAGUCAUCAACUUCAGGUCACGGCGACCAGCCCCCAUCACCGGAUCCAAGCCCCAAUCCGGCUUCCUUUGCCACCAUGGCCCGUGGUGUUGUAGCAUUGCAACGUUCCGGACGAUACCCUUCUUCAGCACCAGCAUUGGACGAUCUUAUUCUUUCCAUCAAGCGCACCGAAUUCGGUCUCGACCACAUUCUCACUUCCUCUGCUUUCAACCCUGAGUCCGCAGAGGAUCUUGAUGUUCACGGUCCGCUUGGCUCCAAGAGCAUUGACAAGUCCAGAGAAGGCGAAGUCGAUGCUAAGUCGGUCCUUCGCAGUUUGAAGACUGUGGCCAACGAGAUGGGUGAGAGCGGGAUUCUCAAAGAGCUCGAGACAGCAAAGAGCAUUCUCGAAGGCCGCAGAGUUCUCUCCGAAGCACAAAGCAAUGAACAGGCAUUCAAGGACGAGUUGUUCAGCAACCUCCCUGAACUCCUUCCCGUCAAGACGACAACAAAAACCAGUCGUCUUGGCCAGGAUCUUGAGAACAAGGCUGGCGAGAUGCCUUUCAACUUGGCCUCCCUCAAAGAGAACCUCUCCAUUGUUCAAGAAGCCCGUCGCAGCUUCAGCGACCCUUACGAGUGUCAAAAGUGGCUCGAACACAGCGCCAUCGAAGCUGCACGCAGGCGACUUGAACAUUCCGCCGAGAAGCUUGAGGAGCUCGGUCUGCAAACCACCGGUGCUUUGCAGUCUAAGCCACUCCAGCGAUGGAUGUGGGACUGGUACAACAAGCUCCAAGCCACGCUCAAGGAGGAUCUCGAACGCCUCAAUCUCAAUGCCAGCGAUGAUAGGCAUGAGAAGAGGGCAUCGCUGCCUCUGGAACAGCAGAUUCUGCCCUUCCUUCGUUUGGUUCCGGUCUCCAAACUCGCACUCAUCACCAUCCUUGAGAUCAUGCGCAUGAGCGGCAACGGCGGUGUUGCCGACGGCAUGAAGACCACUCGCGCGCUAUUGGCCGUGGGUCGCGCUAUUGAGAUGGAGUACCAUUCCGAUGUCGUCCGCAAGAACCCUCGGAUCUUUCAAAACGCACACACUGCCCAGACCGUUCUCCGCAAGCGCGGCCUCAUCAACCUCGCAGCUCGUAAUGAGAUCAGGGCUUGGCAGAAGCAACAAGAAGAAGAAGGUGUUCUCUCGUCUAUCCCCAAGUGGACGCAGGCAGUGCGAGCUCGUGUUGGAAGCUACCUCGUGCAGCACCUCAUGCACGUCGCGAAUGUCAGUCGCAAAGCCACCGACCGUGACGGCGUGUUGUGGGAGGAGGACCAGCCAGCCUUCUAUUCAACCUACCAGUAUCUCGGUGGAAAGAAAUUGGGUGUCAUCAAGCUCAACGAGGUCAUUGCUCAGCGUCUCGACAAGGAUUCGAUGCAGGAGACUCUUCAUCCACGUCACCUUCCAAUGCUGGUUCCCCCCAAGCCGUGGACUUCGCACGAUUCCGGAGGAUACUACUCGGUCCGUCAAAGCGCCAUGCGUUACAAGGACAGUGCCGAGCAGGGCUCCUACCUUCGUGCGGCUUCGGACACCGGCGACGUCGACACCAUCCUUGCAGCGUUGGACGUACUUGGCAACACAUCGUGGAAGAUCAACAAGCCCAUCUUCGACGUGAUGCUCGAGAUCUGGAACUCAGGCAAGGAUACUGCCGGCAUGCCACCCGUCGAUAUGGAACAGCCAGAACCUCAGAAGCCAGACAACUACAACCACGACAUGAAGGCUCGGUCUGUCUAUCUGCAGCGUCUGAAGCAGUGGAACCAGCAAUGUGCAUCCAACCAUUCGCAGCGUUGUGACGUCAACUACAAGCUCGAGAUCGCUCGUGCCUACCUCGGCGAGCGCUUCUACUUCCCUCACAACAUGGACUUCCGAGGUCGUGCCUAUCCCAUGCCACCGCAUCUCAACCACAUCGGCAAUGACCUUUGCCGUGGUCUUCUCAUGUUUGCUGACGCAAAGCCUCUCGGUAAGACCGGGUUGCGAUGGUUGAGGAUCCACAUUUCCAACGUAUUCGGUUACGACAAGGCCAGCUUCGGCGAGCGUGAGCAGUUUGCCAUCGACCACGAGGCCGACAUUCGCGACAGCGUCGAGCGAACCCUCGAUGGUCAGCGAUGGUGGCUAAAGGCGGAUGACCCAUGGCAGUGCCUUGCUGCCUGCAUGGAGCUCAAGGCAGCACUUGAUCACCCUGAUGGGCCUGAAGCGUACGAGUCGAACUUGCCUGUCCACCAGGACGGCACAUGUAACGGUCUUCAGCACUACGCUGCGCUCGGCGGUGAUUUGGCAGGAGCCAAGCAGGUCAACCUUUCGCGCGGUGAUCGACCCGCCGAUGUCUACUCCGGUGUCGCCGAUCUCGUCAUCAAGAUGCUUGAUGAAGAAGCGGCCAAGGGCGAACGUCUCGCCACCAUCCUCCAAGGUAAGGUCACACGAAAGGUCGUCAAGCAGACCGUCAUGACCACUGUCUAUGGCGUCACGUUCAUUGGUGCCAAGAACCAAGUCAUGCGACAGCUGGCUGCCCGUGGCGAUGUCCCCGCAGAAGACCUCUUUCAAGCAGCAAGCUUCCUCGCCAAGAUCAUCAUGUCGUGUAUCGGUAAUCUCUUCUCUGGUGCUCAGAAGAUUCAGGACUGGUUGAUCUUCUCCGCCAAGGUCAUUGCAAAGUCGAUUCCCUCUCAGCGAGUCGAGGAGGCAACACGACCUUAUCAGCCUUCCGAGACAAACUUGAAGCGUGCCGAUGCACGUGGCUACUCGCGAGACCCUGCCAAAGCUGAUCGCAUUGUCAAGGAGCAGAUGACUUCAGUUAUCUGGACCACCGCCCUCGGUCUUCCCGUCGUGCAACCAUACCGCAAGACGAAGAAGCGUCAAAUUUCGACGGCCAUGCAGACGGUCUUCAUCAACGACCCACACUCCAACUCGGAGGUUUCUCCAGCGAAGCAAGCCUCUGCCUUCCCACCCAACUUCAUCCACUCCCUCGAUGCCACCCAUAUGAUUCUUACCGCCUUGGAAUGUCAUGCUGCGGGUCUCACCUUCGCUUCGGUCCACGAUUCGUACUGGACCCACGCUGCAGACAUCGACACCAUGUCGGAUAUGAUUCGCGAGACCUUUGUCCGUCUCCAUUCGCAGGAUAUCUUGCAUCGAUUGCGUGAAGAGUUUAUGCAGCGUUACGCUGGGUACAAGGUUCCUGUUAUCUCACUUAAGCGCGCACGAGGCUCGAGAUCUAAGGCUAACAAGAAUGGCAGCGAAUCCAAUGCUGCUGAGUUUUCCUCGCCGUCCGACGCGGUCUUGGCCAUACCAGAGGAUCAACUUGCCAAGCUCAACGGUAAGACGGGUGAUCUGGUUCUCUCCAAGCCCACUGCCAAGUCCGAGGAUGUUGAGAAAGACGAUGAAGACGCUUUUGCCCUGGACGCUAGCGAGGAUGUUGAGAAAGGCGAUGAAGACACUUUCGCCCUGGACGCUAGCGAGGAAGACCUUGACUCCGAAGCCGAGUUGGGAGAAGGAGAAGAGGAAGGAGUACCAAAGAAGAAGGACGGCCGCAAGACCAAGAAGGACAAGGACGAGGAGUGGGAGUCCAAGUUCAAGGCUAAGUUUGUCGACUUGGCUGACAUACUUCCUCCCAUCCCUGCCAAGGGUUCGUUCGACGUGAACGAGAUCAAGGGCUCGCUGUACUUCUUCUCGUAA
Molecule: messenger RNA, 4611 nt
Organism: Ustilago hordei
Lineage: Eukaryota; Fungi; Basidiomycota; Ustilaginomycetes; Ustilaginales; Ustilaginaceae
Exons: 1
Coding region: 1-4611 (1536 amino acids)
Biological process (GO): mitochondrial transcription
Cellular component (GO): mitochondrial DNA-directed RNA polymerase complex
Molecular function (GO): mitochondrial promoter sequence-specific DNA binding; DNA-directed RNA polymerase activity
Source: RefSeq, a predicted model, not a curated record